CCGGUUCUUAAGAGCACGUGACUGUGAUGGGGGAAAAAUAGCUGAAUAGCACUAAACGGCUUCUCUUUGGGAAUUUAGUGCACUACGUAGGGUGUAAUAUUUAUUUAUUUCAUGCCCCCAACUAGUGUACUUCAAUAGGGAAUAUGAAGCCGGUUGAGAAGCUUUUUUUUAAAGCAGCGCCUGUAGUGGAACAGCUUUCUUAACGUGGUUUUACUUCUUUCCUUUUUAGCUGAAUAAAGUAUUUUUGGUGACUAGUAUUGUGUGUUUUUAAUUUGGCAGCAAACAUGGCCUCGAAAACCCGAGUAAGUUUCCACACAGCAUUACAUUUCACUUUUAUUUGGGUCGCUUUGCUGUUGAACAGCCUGGCCGUGACGGCCAGAACCUACCCCAAGCCAAACAUCGUACUGAUUCUCACAGAUGAUCUGGACAUCUCCAUCGGCGGCAUGAUUCCUUUAAACAAAACAAGGAAGUUAAUAGGGGAUGCAGGAAUAACCUUUACAAACACGUUUGUUGCCAGUCCCCUGUGCUGUCCCAGCAGAGCCAGCAUCCUGACAGGCAAAUACCCACACAACCACCGUGUGAUCAACAACACGCUGGAAGGCAACUGCAGCAGUGUGGCCUGGCAGAAGACCCAGGAGCCGUAUACGUUCCCUGUCCUCCUGCAGAAACAUGGCUACUACCAAACAUUCUUCGCUGGGAAGUACAUGAACGAGUACGGAAACAAGCAGGCUGGAGGAGUGGAGUAUAUUCCCCCAGGCUGGGACUACUGGUUUGCACUGGAGAGAAACUCCAAAUAUUACAACUACACAUUAUCAGUAAAUGGUAAAGCACAGAGGCAUGGCCAGAAUUAUACUGAGGACUAUCUUACUGACGUUCUGGCCAACAUAUCACUAGACUUUCUCCAGUACAAGUCUAACUACAGGCCAUUUUUCAUGAUGGUGUCUACACCAGCUCCUCAUUCUCCCUGGACGGCCGCUCCUCAAUAUGAAAGCCAGUUCUCUAAAGUCAAAGCCCCAAGAGAUCCCAGUUUUAACACCCACAGCAAGGAUAAACACUGGCUAAUUCGACAGGCGAAGACUCCAAUGUCUAACUCCUCUGUGGAAUUCCUGGACAAUGCUUACAGAAAACGGUGGCGGACUCUUUUGUCUGUGGACGACCUGGUGGAGAAGGUGGUGAAGAAACUGGAAGCCCAAGGAGAGCUGGAGAACACUUAUAUCUUUUUCACUUCUGACAAUGGCUACCACACUGGCCAGUUUUCUCUCCCCAUGGACAAGCGUCAGCUUUAUGAGUUUGACAUCAGAGUUCCUCUGCUAGUACGAGGACCAAACAUCAAGCCCAACCAAACAAGCCCGUUACUUGUAGCUAAUAUAGAUUUGGGCCCAACUAUCCUGGACAUGGCAGGGUAUGAUGUAAAUAAGACCCAGAUGGAUGGGAUGUCCUUUCUGCCUGUUAUGAUUGGUACAGAGAACAGCACAACAUGGAGGUCUGACUUUCUGGUGGAGUAUGAGGGAGAAGGACACAAUGUCUCAGACCCAGCCUGUCCCAGUCUAGGCCCAGGAGUCUCAGAGUGUUUUCCUGACUGUGUAUGUGAAGAUGCAUAUAAUAACACGUAUGCAUGUGUUCGCACCGUUUCCCACACUACCAACCUGCAGUACUGCGAGUUUGAUGAUAAUGAGGUGUUUGUGGAAGUGUAUAACCUGACAGCAGACCCCUUCCAGCUCACAAACAUUGCCAAAAGCAUCGACCAGGAGGUCCUGGAGAAAAUGAAUCAUCGACUGAUGAUGCUGCAGUCAUGUUCAGGACAGUCCUGCAGAACACCUGGGGUCUACGAUUCACGGUUUAAAUUUGAUCCUCAGAUGAUAAUCAACAGUCUCAGACCUCAUGGAAGCCGACUCUGGCAGACGCUAAAGUAAAGACAGAAAGCAAGAUUUUAAAAACCCUGUCCUGCUGUUGCCUUUUUGUCCUGAUCUUCCCUUUGAGACUCAUGGCUUUCUCUUCCACACUUGGUGUAAAGAAUUAAGGUCAUGAGGGUUUAUAGGAACAGGACGCCACCCUGCUGCAGUCACCCUUUUCUGUUUUUGUGUAGUUUCUGACAGCUGCAAUUUUAACAUAGGAUGACUACAUUCAGUAUUGGUCAGAUGACAUGUUUUUCCCUCUUUUGUUUGUCAUUUUUCCAUCUUAAGAUUAACACCUUAACCCCAGGUGGGUUAGAAUAGAGUAGUAUAGCAGGGAAGGCAUGUUUUGUGGGUUGGGGUUUUGUCUAUACAUAAAACACAUAAUUCAUAUUUUUCUUGUAUCUAGGCACAGAGAUCUUAUAUUCUAUCAAAUUUUAGGCCUUAAAGUUUGCCACAAUGACAUUAUCAUGUUUGAAAUCCUUGUUUAGACAUUGUAGUGCUGUAGUUGGUCAAAGCCAAAGUUUGAAUAAUCGAAUGUAUUCUGUUUCAGAAAGCAAGGUGCCUAAUUCUGACCAGUGACUACUGUUUUUUUUUUUUAUUAAACAUAUACAUUAUUAUAUAAUAAUAAUAUAUAUUAUUAUACAAAAUCUAUGAUUUCUCACACUUACUGAUCAUGAAGGUUAGGGGAGGGAGACUGCUACAAAUCUACAAGACUGAAGAAUGAGCCAAAGGGUUUACUUUACUCUAGUUCGGUCAUUAUUAACUAUUUAAUGUGACUUGUCCUUUUUAGAGCAAGAAAUGGUAUUUUACUAUAUAAGGGUGAAUAAGGAAUACAAAACACUGUGUUGCUCUGCUGGAAAACCACAAGCAACUGUAGCUUCACUAAUAAAGGGAACAGUUUCCACUUUGCACUGCUACAGGUUGGAUAAUCAAAUACGUUUAUAUAGAAAUCUAACAGCAACGUCAUGGCCUGGUUUUAUUUGACUGAAACUGCAAUAGGAAUGGUUUGUGUUGCAUAUAUAUAUAUAUAAAAGUAACUGCUCUUUACUUAAGUCAAUGAGACCUUAUUUUAUAGUUCUUGUUUUAUUUUGCACAAUUUCUUUGUGAGUCAUUUUCCUGUAGUUCAUGUGUGUUUUUUCUGGCUGAGUGUGAUCAAUAAACAACUAUGAAAUU
Molecule: messenger RNA, 3068 nt
Organism: Hemibagrus wyckioides
Lineage: Eukaryota; Metazoa; Chordata; Actinopteri; Siluriformes; Bagridae
Gene: gnsa
Product: glucosamine (N-acetyl)-6-sulfatase a
Exons: 14
Coding region: 285-1913 (542 amino acids)
Biological process (GO): glycosaminoglycan metabolic process
Molecular function (GO): N-acetylglucosamine-6-sulfatase activity; glycosaminoglycan binding
Source: RefSeq, a predicted model, not a curated record